Messenger RNA from Pimephales promelas (fathead minnow), 2831 nucleotides. RefSeq names its product sp8 transcription factor a (gene sp8a). The record is from RefSeq and is a predicted model, not a curated record. Gene Ontology annotation, molecular function: RNA polymerase II cis-regulatory region sequence-specific DNA binding; DNA-binding transcription factor activity, RNA polymerase II-specific. Gene Ontology annotation, biological process: regulation of transcription by RNA polymerase II. NCBI's taxonomy places the organism in Eukaryota, Metazoa, Chordata, Actinopteri, Cypriniformes, Leuciscidae.
AACGCAUUUGUGCAGCGGUGGGCGGUAAAAGUCUCCAAAACAGCCGAGAGACUUAUAAAUGUGAAGACAUCUCACAGGUGAUGGCAACUUCACUUCUUGGGGAGGAACCGAGGGUUGGAUCCACUCCACUGGCCAUGUUAGCAGCAACCUGUAACAAAAUCGGGAGCUCGAGUCCCUCGUCGGACAGCGGCUCGUUUGGAAAAGGAGGUUUCCACCCGUGGAAGCGCGCGGCGCCCAGCAGCUGUUCUCUCUCCCCGUUCGGCGCGCAACGGAACGAGACAUUCAGCGCCAACACCUCGUUCUCCCUAACGGGCUCGAACACGUCCACCAGUCCGUUUGGAAACGAUUACCCCGUGUUUCAGAUGUCAGUCGCGAACAGUUCCCCGGACCCGAGCGCGCAGUCGGUGUUCAUCUCGAAAGUGGACACUCUGCAGGGGAUUUACCCGAGGAUGAGCGUCGCGCACCCGUAUGAGACUUGGUUCAAAUCCGCGCACGGUGGCAUCUCCGCCGGGGACGUGGGCACUGGCAGCGGGUCGUCUUGGUGGGAUAUGGGCACCGGAUGGAUUGAUGUUCAAAGCGCGAACGGCGCCGCGCUCCAGACCUCUUUGCACUCGCCCCUGAGCGGGUACAACUCAGACUAUUCCUCCAUAACUCACCCCGCGUUCAGUAGCAGUCCAUCCCCGCAUCUUCUUACUGGUGGGCAGCACCUGAUGGACGGAUUCAAACCGGUUUUAUCCGCCACCUACCCAGAAACCAGUCCCGGUGCAACAGGCGCAGUUUUAUCCGGGUCCCCGGUGUUACCGCUCGCCGGGUCACCACGCUCAUCCAGCAGGCGCUACUCGGGCAGAGCCACUUGCGACUGUCCGAACUGCCACGAGGCGGAGAGGUUAGGGCCCGCGGGGGCCAGUCUGCGCAGAAAGGGCCUCCACAGUUGCCACAUCCCGGGCUGCGGGAAAGUUUACGGAAAGACUUCUCACCUCAAAGCGCAUUUGCGCUGGCACACCGGCGAGAGGCCGUUCGUCUGUAACUGGCUGUUCUGCGGGAAGCGCUUCACCAGGUCCGACGAGCUCCAGCGGCAUUUACGCACACACACCGGGGAAAAGAGAUUCGCCUGUCCGGUGUGCAACAAGCGCUUCAUGCGCAGCGACCAUCUCAGUAAACACGUGAAAACACACAGCGCAUGCGAGCCCGGGUCAACCGGGGUUAAAAAGGGCAGCGAUACCGACAGCGAACAGAGUGUACCGGGCAGCCCAGCCUGCCAGUCCCCGGACAUCAUCCACACCACAGAACCCGUGCAGAACGGCCUCUGAAAACAACCAUUAAAGAUAAACGAUACAAUUAAAAAAAAAAAAAAAACAACUCUUUACUGUCAAAUUCAUUCGAAAUGGGUGUAUUGGUGAUUAAAGAACCCCGAAACACUGACCUGAAGAAAUGAUAUCCAAAGAAACAUAUCAUUCUUUUAGAAAAAGGUUUCAUAAUGUUCGUCUUAGAGUCAAUUUUAACUCUACAAAACUAUUAAGGUUCAUCCUCCUGAGACCCAGAAAACGUUUUUUGAAUUUAGUAUGUUUAGAGCAUAAGAAAAAGUUUUAAUUGUUUUUUUAUUCUUAUUUUAUGCUAUGUCCUCUGUAUAGUGGCAAGACAUAAAAUGAAAGUGCAUGGCAAAAACAAUCAAUUUUUGUAGGAUUUUUUUUUUAACCAAACUUUGUAUAAAGAUGAUUCUUACCUAUGUUAUGAAAAAUUAACGGAAGGAAUUUACAAUUAAGUGGGUAAAAUGGCCAUAACUGCAUAGUCCCAUUCAAUACACUUUAUUUUGUAAUGUAUUCUUGGGGCAACAUGUAGUAAAAAAGAAGCCAACAUUUUCAUAAUAAUAUCUAGGCUACUAUUUUACAGGAAUAUUAUCGUAAGGUUUCUGUUUCUUAACAGAAAGUCAUAUUUGGAUUAGAAACCCCAUACAUUCUCCCGAAAUGUUGAUUGCAAUUGCCAAUUUUGUGUCAUUUUUAAAGACCAAGGAGAAGUUUUUGUGAUGGCGAAACCUUCAAAACACGUGAUAUCUCUUUAAAUUGGUGUCAGAGAAUAUCACUAUUCCUGGGUCCUAGGAGGACACGGAACCACCAGAACCUUUAUUUUAUUAGAGUAAAUUCAAGAAACCUGCAGAAGUGGUUCUUAUCGCGUUUUUUUGGUGAACUAUAAUGUCUCCAAAGAACCAGAACGGCCUUUGUUUUGAAGAGCGUCACACGUGGACGCGCAAUGGACUAAAUAAAGGCCAGUGGGUUUUUAUCGAUCUAUUAACUUUGUUUUCUCAUAUUUGACUGUAAAUCAGCUCUCAGGUGUUCUUUAUGGAUACAGUGAUGAAAAUAACCUGAACUUUCAUAUUUGCGCUGCAUUUGCCAUAUCGAUUCUCCAUGUCUGAGGCACUUUAUUAGCUAAAUAAGAAAAUCAAGGAUUUUAUUUCCCAACAGAGGCACAAUUGUCUUCUAACUCUGUAUUUGUCAGUUUCAUUUUGUGCUCCUUUGAUUUUGAAAUGCACGCAUAAUUCGGAGAUUUCUGUUCAUUGGUCUUCUUUUCCUCGUGCAGUAUGACAGUGAAUCUGAAUUCGUCUCAAUGCAAAGUGAAAUUGUACAUAGAAUUGUCUUGGAACUCUAUUUAUCAUCGAGUUUGAUUUGUGCUUUGAAGUCUAUCAGAGUCGCACUUUGGAUCUAUAUUUAUAAUUUCAGGAUCGAAUCAACUCGAUCGGUUUGUUUCUCUUUUGUUGUAUAUUAUUAUUUAAUUGAGCAUGUGUUUGUAUCUACUGACCGUUUACUUUGAGGUAAUAAAGUCACAUUUGACUUGCA